Messenger RNA from Ixodes scapularis (black-legged tick), 718 nucleotides. RefSeq names its product peroxynitrite isomerase THAP4. Lineage: Eukaryota; Metazoa; Arthropoda; Arachnida; Ixodida; Ixodidae. The coding region runs from base 74 to 718 and encodes 214 amino acids. The record is from RefSeq and is a predicted model, not a curated record. The transcript has 3 exons.
GUUGUUCCGCUGGUCCCGCUCCCGCUGAAGUCCGCGCCAAGUGUUCCUAAUUCUGGUAGUUUCUUCAAUAGUUAUGCCGCGGUACUGCGCUGCACAAGACUGCUCGAACAGCGUAUGUUACAGCUCCAGGCCUGUGCACAAGUUUCCGAGUGAGCCCACAUUGCGCAAGCUGUGGAUUCGCGCGGCCCGUCCUUCCCAACCAACAUGGAAGCCCGCCAAAGGCGAUUGUCUUUGCACGGAGCACUUCGAAGACAAGGACUACAAGACGAGCCCGAAGUUACUGCAAAGUCUGGGCCUGCCUGUAAAACAGGCCUAUUUGAAGCCUGGCGUGGUGCCAUCGCUCUUCACACGAAAACGCAAGCGAGAGCGGCAUAGCGGCGCCGUGGAAAAACGGCGACGCAAAGAGAUAAUUGCUGAAUUGAUGAAGGCACCGGCACAAGCAACGGCCACGUUCAUCGCUGAAGAGGUCAGCACAUCGUCAACCCCUUCUGCUGACGACACAGAGCAAGGUCCUGACCCUGGACAUGAACUAAUGCACGAUGCAAGCUCUGGCAUCGAAGAACCUUGUUCGAGCUCAGCCCCCUCCAUCAGUAAUGCCAAACAGGCUCAGCCUGACCUUCGGAAUGCUGCUACGCAGACCUCGGGCAUCUACAGAAAUCAAGGUAUGUAUCUGCAAAAAGAAAUUUCACAGAAGGCAGCAUUGUUCAGAUCAUUGUAA